CCGCGCUGUGUAUGAGCGUGGACCGUGUGGAGCUUUUGCGAACCAAGGCAUUCCCUUCCUUCAAGGGGUGUGGUUAAGGAGCCACCCUCACAAUUCACACUCCCUCUGCUCUCCAGGAAGUGGCCGGGGUGUGGGGAGAGAGACAGACAGAGAGAGAGGGAGAGAGAGAGAGAAGAGAGGCUAGGCGAUUAAUCCAGACCCGGCUCGUCCCCGAAGCUGGGUAGCUCUGUCUUCACCAGCAAACUAACAUACCUCCUCACGUUCCCUUAUCCUCCCAGCAAAUCCCUCCAGCGGACUUUUCCCGUCUGCAUGCUUCUGGACCGCCCAACUCACCCAAGACGAUCCCCACGAAGAAGGGCUUGUAGGGCCGGCUCCCGGACCAGGCUAUCAAGGAAGCACUCUUUGAAAGGAGAUGGCAACCAUGGCCUCUGCGUCACACGGCCCGUAUCCUCGAUCACCGAAUCCUUCCCUGCCACCCUACGGCUCAUCUAUCGUCUCGACGGCGCCUUCGCCCAAGCCGGGUGAACAAUACUUGGGCGGUUCAAUGAGGCGGAACGCGAGCGGUGCGGCUCCCGAUGCGAAAUCGAACCAGGCGCCUCCUCACUCUCGGGGAAUCCCGCCUCCACUGCCUUCAGUACAUCAGCUCCCGCCAACUUCUUUUCAGUCGUAUACGCCCCUUACGUCCACGUCAUCUGCCAUGGAGCGGGACUCCCUGCCGUCGGGCGAGUCGGUGGCCGGCACGCCCCGGCCGUCCCACGCCAGCCUGCCACCCCACGUCGGCAGCAGCGCCCAAGGCCAGAAGCGAGCUUACCGGCAGCGGAGGAAGGACCCCAGCUGCGACGCGUGCCGUGAGCGGAAGGUCAAGUGCGACGCAACCGAGACCGCCAGCUGUUCCGAGUGCUCGAGCCGGGGCGUUAAGUGCCAGUUCACCAAGGAGACCAACCGCCGCAUGUCAUCCAUCAAACAAGUUCAGGAUCUUGAGAAACAGAUGGAGCGGAUCCGGCGCGAGAACAACAGCCUCCGCCGCAUGCUGCAGGAGCGCGAUGGCCGCCGGUUCGAGAUGGACGUGGACGGCGUCGAGCAGCUGCCCCUCCAACUGCCGGACAUCGGACAGCAGCCCAAGCGCAAGAAGCGGCCGGCCAGCAUCCACGACCUCGCAAGGGCAAGGUCCAACAUCAGAAACUUUGCCCGGGGGAUAUGGAAGCCCCCAGCCCCGUACCGACCGCUUGCGGCCCCCGAGCCGCGAGACUUCCGGCAGCUCCUCCCACCCCGGCAGGUCGCCGAGGCGCUGUUGCGGUCCUAUUACACCUCGAUCCACUCCAUGACGCCCAUCCUCCACUGGAACACCUUCACCCAGACGGUUGACGGUAUGUACCGGCCGGGGAACCCGCUUCGCGUGUCCAAGGCCUUCGCGUCCGUCUUGUUUGCCGUCAUGGCCGUCGGGCGGCUCUUCACGGCAGAGGACAGCCAGAACGGCGCGCAUACGGCCACCCAGCUGCUCGAGGCGACGCAGACGCUGAUCGACCCCUGGAUCAACGAAUACGAGCUGGACCACGCGCGCGCGCUGGUGCUGGUCACCAUAGCCCUGAACGAGCUCAACCUCAAAUCGGCCGCGUGGAGCUGGCUGGGCCGCGCGGUCAGGGUGGCCCAGGACUUGGGUCUCUACACCGAGCCGGCGACGGCGUCGUUCGUGGAGGCCGAGAUGCGCAGGAGGACGUGGUGGACCGUGUACAUUCUCGACCGGAGUCUCGCCCUCGAGCUGGGGAGGCCGAUGCUCAUCGACGAUUCGGACUGCGACGUCUCGCUACCCGCAGCUGUCGACGACCACCACCUUUCGGAACGCGGCCAGAGACUCCCCGACGGCGCCGAAGGGCUCACCAACUCCCUCCUCGCCAUCGUCAAUGUCGUGCGCUCGUACACGGCGCUGAGCAGGACUCUCGCCUCGCCCGUCAUUGCCCCGACCCGUCUCGCCACGUUCGAUCAGCACUUGGCCUCGUGCUGGCGCGCCUUCCCGCCAGCCUGCAACCCAACGAGUACCGCGACGCUGAUGCCCAGCUUUCUGAACCCCGUCAUCUACCUCCUCCACGCCCGGCUGCUCCUGCACCGGCACAAUCUCCUCCCGUCGUGCCCCCCCGACGUCCGACUGAUCGCCGUCGAGCAGUGCAUGCACGUUGCGCUGGACACCGCAUCUCUCCUCUCCCGCACGCCAACGCCCGCGCUCGCCGAGGGUGCCACGGCGCUCCUUACCACCCACACCUUCCGCUGCGCCCUCUUCUUGCUCCUGACGGGAUGCUUCGACCAGGCGUCCGAGUGCAUCCGCGUCCUCGCCGCCAUCAACAACCACCGCGAGGUCGCCGUGCCAUGUGGCCGCUACCUCGCCUUCUUCGUCUCGGCACUCGCCUCCCGGCGCGCCGAAAUCGUUGCCUAUCUGUCCCAAGCGGCCGCGGCCGCGUCCGGCCAUUCCGCAUCGCCUUACGGACCGCCACCGCACCACCGACCUUCGGCCGCCGCGGUGCGCGACGCCCUCCUGCGCGACGAAGAGCUGCUCGCCUACGUCAGCGCCGACCUCCAGGCCGGGCUGGAUACCGCGUGGGUGUGGUCGGGGAGCAGCGAGCGCGAAGAACCGGGGCCGGCGCCCGCGGCCGGGAAGCACGACCUGUUUGACGACGAAGGCAGGUCCGGUCUGACCCUCGAGGAGAGGUGGGAAUGGGGCCCCGGGAUGGCGGGUUGGGAGAGGUUGGAGAGCUCAAUGAGGAUGCUGGCGAGCGGUGAUACGGGCGGCGCGACGACGCACAUGCCCACGGCACCGCCGUCGACGUCGCUGCCGAAACCGCCGCCGCCGCCGCCGCCGCAGCAGCAGCAGCAGCAACAACAACACCACCAGCAACAACACCAGGGGUGGAACGCGGUUUCUGCUCCUCUUGCUACUGCUACUACCGCUGCCGCUCCUGCUCCUGCUCCGCCACUACCGCCACCGCCCCAAACAUUGCCUCCUGUCCUACCACCGCACCAUCAGCACCAACACCAGCCCCAGCAGCAGGAGAGGGGAAUCAAGAUGGAGGCGGGCGGACAGGACGCGCGGGUUGAAAUGGCAACGCUGCCGCCGAUGGUGGUGCCCGGGUCAAGACCGAAUCUGGGCUGCGCAUCGGGCAGCCCCGCGGCUGGGGUGAGCGCGAAGAGCAAGAGUCAAGAGCGGAUAAGCAUCGCGAACAUUAUUUGAGCACCGGGGCGUCUAGGAGAGCCGAGCAGGCUGAUUCUGUAUUCUUCUUUUGUUUUUUUUUUUUUUCCUUUUUCACCCGCAGGAGCGGCGGAGGAAGGAACAUGCGAUGGGAGGCCAAUAGAUGAAUGGACAGGGGAAGAUGGGAACAGGCUUUUUGUCUGGAGGAGAGGUCGGUGAAGGAGGUUUAGAAAAGGGCCACGAAAAUGGGUUUCAGGGCGCGAGAAUACCACGAGCCGUUACGACACACCUAUCACCAACCAUCACACAACCACGCCAUCGCAUAUCCGCUCAAGAACGCCAUGCAUCAUACUCCCAU
Messenger RNA from Thermothelomyces thermophilus ATCC 42464, 3536 nucleotides. RefSeq lists its product as uncharacterized. Lineage: Eukaryota; Fungi; Ascomycota; Sordariomycetes; Sordariales; Chaetomiaceae. The transcript has a single exon. Gene Ontology annotation, molecular function: zinc ion binding; DNA-binding transcription factor activity, RNA polymerase II-specific; DNA binding. The coding region runs from base 698 to 3220 and encodes 840 amino acids. Gene Ontology annotation, biological process: DNA-templated transcription; regulation of DNA-templated transcription. The record is from RefSeq and is a predicted model, not a curated record.